Molecule: messenger RNA, 5611 nt
Organism: Polyodon spathula (Mississippi paddlefish)
Lineage: Eukaryota; Metazoa; Chordata; Actinopteri; Acipenseriformes; Polyodontidae
Product: myelin-associated glycoprotein-like
Exons: 10
Coding region: 196-1626 (476 amino acids)
Biological process (GO): heterophilic cell-cell adhesion; homophilic cell-cell adhesion
Cellular component (GO): adherens junction
Source: RefSeq, a predicted model, not a curated record
CACUCUCAAUUUCCUAUUGAGCAGAUGUAGUUUCAUGUGCUGUGUUCAUUCCUAGAGUCAGUCUCUCAUCAGCUGCUGAGUACUUCUACAGCUCGAUCCCGGCUCUCUGAUCCUGCACUGGAGCCCCUGAUCAACUCUUCCACCUCGUAUCCACAGCACACAACAGGACCAUGAAAGAGGACGGCAGCCGGGACGAUGUCUAAGGAAGCUCCUCUCAUUCUUCUUCACCUCGUCCUACUCUCCAGUGUACUGCUGUACCCACACACAGAAGUUCAAGGUCUGUUUGCAAAGAAGGUGGAGGUUCAUCAGCCAGCCCAGCUCUCUGCUGCCCUCGGAGAGACAGUCACUCUACACUGCAACUUCACCUGCACUCUUCAGAAUAGAGAUCGGUUCUAUGGGAAAUUCUACAGAGUGAAAGGAGAGAAGAAAAUAUACGUUGACAAUAAUCCUAUAUCUCGAGCCACAUGUACGGUGUCAUCCACCAUUGCAAAUAUCACAGUGGAGAGUAAAGCUGUUUACUACUGUGAAGUGAAGAUACCAAGUGAUACAACUCCAAUAAAUGUGAAUGGUUCAGGAACAGUAUUAACUGUUCAUGCUGAACCUUCCUCAGUGGAGAUCCCUGAGCCCCAGACCCUUCUUGUGGAUACAGAAGCCCUCCUGAGCUGUGCAGUGAAUGGAUUCUAUCCUCAGAGCAUCUCUGUAACCUGGUUCCAUAGGGAUCUCCAGGUGCCUUUGACCAGCAUCACCAACCACCUCACAAACAACACGAAUGGUACAUUCUCUCUGACCAGCCAGUACAGAUUCACCCCUGUGGUGCGAGACAGUGGUACAGUCUGCCGUUGUCAGGCCUCCCACCCAGCCUGGAGACAUCAUGUGACACUGGAGAGAGUCCUGGAUGUCAAAUAUGGACCCCAGUCCUUGAACCUCACAUCCCAAAGCAGACCUAUCCCAGGGGAAGGAUCAAACAAAACCCUGGAGCUCCCAGCGGGGUCCCCCUUACACGUGUCCUGCUCGCCGGACGGGAACCCUCGACCCUGGACAGGGUGGUUCAAGGACAGGGGGGGCAGGCUGACCCCCGCGGAGUCUCCUGUUGGGUGCAGCAACGAGACCCUCCAUGUUGGAGCGGUGCAGAGAGAGGAUGAGGGGGUGUACUGGUGUGUGGCGAGGAACAGCUAUGGGGAGAGGAACACCAGCUUCACUCUACUGGUGGUGGUUCAUGAUUACGUUUCUUUUGUUUCAUCCGUGACUGUUGCCGCCUGUGUCCUGCUCUUGGGGGUCGUAUCGAUCUGUUUAUAUGCAAGAUGUAAACCGAGAGCAGGACAGGGCUCUCAAAGUCAGGAAACGGCUCAUGAGAUGCAUGCACCAGUGGAAGCGGUAUAUGCAAAGCCACAAAGGAGAACAUCCAAAAAGCAGCAGACAAUCACAGAGACACUAUGUACCGCUGAUGAGCCACAGCUGACUUACACUGACAUCAGGUUUAAGCCUCCACCCAGACACAAGAAAAUGCAGGCUUCUGAAAACACAGAGAUCGUGUACAGCGAGACAGUGGCAUUGUGCCGUCCCUGUGAAAAGAGUGGGCUGGAGGAGCCUGUGUGCACUGUGUAUGCCCUGGCACAGCUUCCAUAGCGGAGGCAGACUAAAGUGAUCCCAGGCACAACAAACGACCAGAGCAAGAACUGCAGCUAAUCAGGCCAUUUACACCAUGCACAUCUGCAUCCUGCCCCUCUCCUUGGGAUUGCAUGAACAGUGUUUUACUUGCUUCCAUGUUUUUGGUUAAGCUUACUUAACCCACCUGUCUACAAUCACUCUGAUGGCUUCCCAUAUGUUGUAUGCACAUUUGUCAAUGUUAACGAACCUGUAAAUAACAUCCUUUUAUAACACACGUGUAGAUUCACAAUUGAUUAUUUUGCUGGAGCCUAACAAAGUGCUACCAAAACAGCUGCUUGAUAAAAGCUUAAACUUUGGCACAAAUCACAAUCACAGACCACUUGAGCUUUGUUAAUACCCAGCUAGUUUACAUUGCUGAACCUUUGCUUAGCCCUGGUACUGUACAGUAAGUAAAAGAACAAAGCGUCUAAAAUCACUAAUACGUGCCCUGGGGUUGAACUUUGAGGUGGGAGUGGGGUGUCACAGUGUAGAAGAAAAGUUCAGUGCAUUGCUGUCUCUUUGAACUUAAGGCAGUCUCAUUAGUUAAUUGACAAACUAAGUGAAUUUUAUUUUGAAAGGCCCCACUAGGUAUUAGUGUUAACCGCUUGUCUGUUUUGAUUAGUGCUUUACUACUGAUUGAUGUGUGGUCCUGCAGCCAGCCCUCUCUUCUGCUGUUCCAGUCCACACCAGCUCGUUCUAAUAGGUCAAAUCAAACAGCGUGCGAGUGCAGCACAGGAAACUGUGGUAAAGUAAUCAAGAGGAAAGGCACGAUAGACGAAGCCAAGGUGGCAAAACACACAAGAGCAGGUUUAAUUGAAGUGCAAGACUUUGUACAACAAAGCAUGCAGGAAGAUUAGUAAAGCACUGCUAUGUAAAUCUGGCACAGGAACAUUUGUUAACGUGGCAGCUUGACUUGCAUUUUUGUAAAGCAGCACCAGCAUGGUUUUCUUUUUGGUACUACUGGUAUGUAUUUUAUUUUAUAUUUAAUGAAUGUAGUAACUGUUUGUAUGCAUCACACUCGUUCUGGUUAACAACUUCACUGACUUUUAACCCAGGCACAGUGGAAAAUGAGAAAGGUUUUCAACCAAACCUUUUUACUCAGUCAACAGCAGUGUGUGUCAUGAAAACCAGAUCAUCAGAUUACAAAAUACAAUUAUUUUUACAGUAUAAACAGGAAAUAGGAAAAAACCAAAAACGUAUUGUAGCUGAAUUUCUACUGCAUUAUUAGUAGUGGCUUUUUUUUUUUUUUUUUUAUAUACACAGCAAACCCAAGUACUUUCAAACAGGGCGCCAGCUAGAAACAGUUUGAGUAUACAUGGUGAUGUUUACCUAGUUUGAUACUUUUUAAUUGUACCUACUGCUGGUACCAUCAGUGUGAAAAUAACACAUUUGAUCCAUAAUUUUAAUCCACACAUGGUGGGAAGCUACUUGUGCUACACAAUUCAUGACAGUAGUGCAAACAGUACAGAGUGUUUUUUUUUAAAAAAAAUAAACAGAGCAUUUGGACAUACUGUUCAAGAACCACAGUGAUCCAUUUAUAUGCUGCUGUUUUAGUUUCUGAAUAUAACAAAUGCACAACAAACUGCACAGUGGUUGGUACACGAGGACUCAUUUAACACUGGGCGCUAUGAACAAUAGAAUCAGAUCGUAGGUAUCAGGCUGUACAUACACUGUGGUCUCUGCAUUAAUCUCAGGGAUCCCUAUAAGGUGACACACACUGCUAAGCAACAUAAGCACAAACACAGCCUCAACCAGGACUAAUACAGGGUUUCAAGAAAAGGCAAAGUUUCCACUUGCACACUGAUAGAUGCAUAAAAUGCAAUGGCAUGCAAAUACUCAAGUCUAAAAAUACUUUGUUCCUGUUAUAACUAUGCAUUUGCAAAAAAAAAUUUAAAAAUCAUCGCAAAUUCCUGUUUUCCAAUGAUGCAGGUUUCUCUCACUACCAUAAUGAUGUAAUCUACAUAAGAGAGCUCAUGUCCCUUCUUGCAUGACACUUGUACACCAAUAUAAAUUCUUUGCAAUUGCUGUAAUUCAUGUAGAAAUAAUGACACUUUGGAUUAAGAUAACUUUGGUUUUGCUGGCAAUACACAGUCGUGCACUAGACUGCCCUUACUUAUAUAAAAAGACACUUUGAUCAAGCCUACAUUACAUAUGUCUAAUGCAGACAACUAGACAGGCAACUGAAGGGCAACAUCUGAACUCAGUCACCUUAAAACACUUACCACAAAAAUAAAUACUUUAAUAUUUGCAUAAUUACAAUGACAAAUCACCCAGAAUGAUUUCCAACAUAACGAAUGGGGGUGAAAAUUAAGCUUCUUACACGUUCAACAGUAACGGCUGGUUUCACAGAAACUGAUAGCACUAAUCUUGGAUUACCUAAUGUUACAAUAGGUAAGGAAGUCCAAGACUAGUGCUAAUCUGUGUCUGUGAAACCUGCUAUUAGUUUAACAAUGCAGAGCCGUAGACAUUUAGACUUGUGUCAUUAAGCUGCAUGGUGCAAGCUUUGCAGAAAGCCUAAUUUCAUGCCCAGCCACUCCAACACCAGCACACCCUAUUCACUGGAUACCACAUCACAGUGACAAGAAGACAAGAAUAGUCAGUGUGUCACCUCCCUUUGCUUUGCAGGUAAACCAGUUGCAGCAACUUGGAAACUGGGAAACCAUAGCGAUGUUCAACAACCUGCGGCUAACCCUUUCUUUAAAAAAAAUAAAUACGAUCACUCCACUUGAGAACAGAGAGCUGGCCAGCACACUGCUUUUCGGGGGUACAGCUUCUUAAAAUCUGCAUUCUGGUUAGUUUGAUCUGGUGGCUUUUCUGUAACACACAGUAAAGCCAUGCACGCCUGUGCUGAGUUUCCGAGCAGUGCUAGUAAUCUGUGUGUGGCAUUCACCCACGCUAAGAUUAACAGGAUGGGUUUCUAGCGUGAGCUAAACUGACCACUAAUUCACCACUUUUUUUUUUUGGUACAAACCAACAACUCAAAUUACUAAAACAACUUCAUACAGAACAAAACACUGAAUAGUCGCUGACAGAUGCCAGAUGCUAUGCACCAAAAUAGCUACUUACUUUUUAACAGGGUACAAAUGCGUGAACUGUAACUAGAAUAUAUGACAGUUAAAUGGAUGCGUUAAACCACAAUUAUUAAUACAACGGGUUGUUGUUGUUGUUAUUACAGUGCUCUGAAUCUCAUGGAAAGACAACAAAGGAUAUUUUGUUCCAACCAACUCAGGUUUUGCCAAUGCAGAAACUGUUUAUUUCCAUUUGAAUUUCGCAGAAAAAAAAAAGACAAAACAAGCCUGAAACUUGCUCUCAAUAAUAAAUCUAAAUGUCACCAAAAACCCCAAAUGCUGUUUAUAACCCUCGGUUUAGCUUAUCAGUUUCAUCAUCAAGAGAUAACACCUGACUGGAGCUGGUUCAAGCUGCAGUGCUCCACAAUCAGUCAGUUUCAGACAAAAUGCCAUUGAUUGCUGUCACUGUACUACGCGCUACCGGUCAGGUUUAUGGGCACAGUCUAUUAUUAAUAUCCCCCUGCUUGCUUGUUACUGUGUGGACGUAGCUGCAGAAAGACUUGCAGCACUAGAAGCAUCUAUAUUACUUUCACCAAGACAAGAAUGGCAUUAAUGUUCUGAUUUGCUCACAGACCACGACCAUCAUUGGAAUUGAUACUUCAGAAACUGUUAAAUCGUUCUUUAAAAAAAUUUUAAAAAGUUUGCACUGCAAUUUUAAAUAACCGAGACAUGAAUAAAUGUUAGCAGCGAUUAAAUAUUUCUAGCAUGAGGAAUGUUGCAUAAUGUUUGUGGAUAAAGAGCUACUUGGACAGGCGGGUUCUCCAGACAACAGAGUCCACUGUGGGGUGACCUGGGGUUUCCUGAAGCUGCACAACAUCCUGUUUUUUUUUGUCAGAAGUCUCAUUGUAUGUUUGUCGAGUUGCUGAGUUAACCACACAGUGUAAUACAGCCCAGUG